Molecule: messenger RNA, 2438 nt
Organism: Labeo rohita (rohu)
Lineage: Eukaryota; Metazoa; Chordata; Actinopteri; Cypriniformes; Cyprinidae
Gene: gnrhr1
Product: gonadotropin releasing hormone receptor 1
Exons: 4
Coding region: 556-1701 (381 amino acids)
Biological process (GO): G protein-coupled receptor signaling pathway
Cellular component (GO): membrane
Molecular function (GO): peptide binding; gonadotropin-releasing hormone receptor activity
Source: RefSeq, a predicted model, not a curated record
UGACGAUGACGCUGAGGUUUCUUCACUGUGCUGUUGCGUUAAGGAGGGUGUUGUGCAGUUGAUAAGUGUGUCUAUGGGUGAAGCAGCGCUGGCUGCUGUACAGACACUGAAGCUUUUGGCUUUCUUCACUGGAGACUCUUCAGCACCUGGACAGCUCCGCAAGUCCCUUUAAACCUUCGAGUUUUGGCAAAAAGUGCGACUAAAACAACGUGUAGCUUCUUAAAAAGUGCCCUACUAUGCUAAAUCGUUAAGCAUCUAAACUUUUGCACCGGGAUAUCAUCGUUACCACCCUGAUGAGUGAAUUACGGUUGACUGCGGCAAACUGUUCCCUACAGGAGUCCACGGUGCCGUCAAGCUCAUGCGGGGAUGGGAGGAGAACAAGACUCCUCGUGGAUUUGCCAGCGUAUCAACACGGCACUUAUUUUGAUCUGAUAAUGAUUUGCAUUUAAUUUCUCGAGUGCAGCAUGUCUAGAUGUAAAUGACUGUCCGCGUAUUAGUGGAAAUGAGAGAAAUAUUCAUGGAUUAGUCUACAAAUCACACAUUGCAGCAUACAGGAUGUCAGGAAACAUGUCUCUUCUGUCAGUGAAUCUCACAAGCAUUUGGGAAAACUCCUCUCUCCUAAAUGCGACCCCUCCUCGCUUUCCUUCUGACUGGGAGACGCCCACAUUCACUGUGGCUGCUCGCUUCCGUGUGGUGGCCACCCUGGUGCUCUUUGUCUUCGCUGCUAUCAGUAACCUCUCAGUGCUGAUCAGCGUGACCAGGGGACGAGGACGGCAUCUGGCCUCCCACCUGCGGCCUCUCAUUGCCAGCCUGGCCUCCGCUGACCUGGUCAUGACUUUCGUGGUGAUGCCACUCGACGCUAUAUGGAAUAUCACAGUGCAGUGGUAUGCCGGUGACGCCAUGUGCAAGAUCCUCUGCUUCCUCAAGCUUUUUGCCAUGCAUUCGGCAGCGUUCAUCCUGGUGGUGGUGAGUCUGGACAGGCACCAUGCAAUCCUGCACCCGUUGGAAGCUCUGGAUGCCGGCCGCAGGAAUAGGAGGAUGCUUCUGGCCGCCUGGAUCCUUAGCAUCCUGCUCGCCUCUCCACAGUUAUUUAUUUUCAGGGCAAUUAAGGCUGAAGGAGUUGACUUUGUACAGUGUGUAACUCAUGGAAGCUUCCAGCAGCGCUGGCAGGAAACAGCCUACAACAUGUUCCACUUUGUCACCCUGUAUGUGUUCCCUCUGCUGGUAAUGAGCUUCUGCUAUACGCGAAUCCUCGUGGAAAUCAACCGCCAGAUGCCUCGUGGUAAAGGGAAGGGUGGGGAACCUUGUCUGAGACGCAGUGGAACCGACAUGAUUCCCAAAGCACGCAUGAAGACCCUCAAGAUGACCAUCAUCAUUGUGGCAUCAUUUGUGGUGUGCUGGACGCCGUACUACCUGCUCGGCAUCUGGUACUGGUUCCAGCCUCGUAUGCUGCAGGUGAUGCCGGAAUACAUCCAUCACGCUCUCUUCGUCUUCGGUAACCUCAACACGUGCUGCGAUCCGGUGAUCUAUGGUUUCUUCACACCCUCGUUUAGAGCGGACAUAGCCAGCUGCUUCUGCAGAAGGAAUCAAAACUCUUCUCCCAAAUCACUGGACCGACUCUCCGCAAGGAGAGGGGGCGCAAGCGGAGAAGCCGAGUCGGAUCUAGGAAGCGGCGACCAGCCUAGCGGACAACAAGCGUAGAGGGUCAAGACACCUCAAUGAGAUAGAGAUACUAUUUGGGGUGUGGUUUUGCCUUGUAAACAUGAAAUACAGAACUUUUACCCCAUGUCCAGACAUCUACAUGUAUAUGCUGCUGAUGGUGUCUUGGUAUUUAUAGUAUGAGCAAGUAUCCGUUUGCUUGAAUCACAUUUGCAGUAUCACAUUGUGGUUUCAAGCUUCUGGAAAGACGUAUCUACAGGUAAAUAUGAAUGUAAAGGACCAAAUGACAGCACAAUGCCUCAGGCAAUACCUUGAACGUGAGAUGUUUGCCUGUCUGGAACAGGGUUAUAAAUAUACAGUGCCUCGUGUAUAACAGCUUACGUGUCUGGAAUCAGUUAAUGAGGAUCUCUAAUUAAUUAUAUUUCAGAGUUCAGAGCGACAACCCCAGCUAAAAGCUUCACUGACGCGUUGCUUAUCUAACAUUUCCUCUCUACAUCCUGAUUAGGAAUGCCACUUAAUGUUUUACAAUGGCCUUAGCACAUGAGUCAUUCAUUUAAAUGAAAUGCUGUCGUGAAUGUUCAGGCUUUUCACACUGUGUUUAUCUGUGGAAUCACCAUAAAUAUUCUUCACAGAAUUCAUUCAGUCGUGUUUGCAGUAUAUUGUGUUUAUGAUGAUAUGCAUGAUAUGCCAUCUCUGUGGUGUGUGCUUGUGAUUAAAAAUUAAUGUGGAUGGACAAUCCAGCCUUAAAGGGAUAGUUCACUUAAAAAUAAAAAUGUUAU